Molecule: messenger RNA, 735 nt
Organism: Lichtheimia ornata
Lineage: Eukaryota; Fungi; Mucoromycota; Mucoromycetes; Mucorales; Lichtheimiaceae
Exons: 2
Coding region: 1-735 (244 amino acids)
Source: RefSeq, a predicted model, not a curated record
AUGGCAACGCAUCAUUAUCCCCAGCCAACGACGGGCGAGUAUAGCGAGAGCCCUCAGAUGCCUAUCGCCACAUCUGGGGCUGACGAUGCCCGUUAUUUCGAUCAACAUUCUCAAAACGAUAGCGUGGCAGCGGGUGUCAUGGAAGAAUACGCUGAGAAACCACCACCACCACCAAGACGACGAUUUUACAAGCAAAAGAAAUACUGGAUCGUUUGCGGUAUUCUGACGGCCAUCAUUGUGGUGGUCGUUGUGCUUUUAAUUGUCUUUGUAUUCUUCCCCAUGAUUGCACAAACCAUCAUGAACAAAGCUGGCAUCGAAGUUGGCAGUGCUGAUAUCACGUUUUCACCACCCAAUGACAGCAACCUCGCGAAACGUCAAGAACAAUACAACAUGAACGAGACAUUUUACAUGUCAAUGACCAGCAAAUUGACUGACACGGGUCCAUUCUCGGCAGACAUUAAAUUUCACAACCCGAUCAACGUCUACUACAACGACACUAUCCUCCUUGGCACACUCACUCUGCCUGAUACCCAUGUGUCGGGUGGUAGUGGUGAAUUGAAGGCUGUCACACCUUUCAUUAUCAAAGACACCAACGAGUUUUCAGCAUUCGCCAAAGAAAUGUUGGCCAAAGAAACCUUUGUUUGGAAGAUGAAGGGCAAACUUGACAUUACUGCACUUUCCAGAACUGCCACCGUGGAUCUUGAAAAAGACAUUGUCCUUAACGGCAAGUACUAG